This is a messenger RNA of Psammomys obesus (fat sand rat), 1156 nucleotides long. Its product is annotated as N-acetyltransferase 8. The record is from RefSeq and is a predicted model, not a curated record. The coding region runs from base 363 to 1046 and encodes 227 amino acids. Gene Ontology annotation, molecular function: N-acetyltransferase activity. Lineage: Eukaryota; Metazoa; Chordata; Mammalia; Rodentia; Muridae. The transcript is spliced from 3 exons.
GCCAGCCACUGAGGCACCAGUCCAAGCCUGUUCCUCAGAGGUGGGACAGGCCCUGGAAGGUUCUGGAUGUCAUCAGAGGCUGAGGCUGUCCUGGACACUCGGCCUUACUAGCAGCUAAGAGAACAGAGAGACAAGUGAAUUAAAUCUUCUGAGCACAGGAAGAAGAUUUGCUGACACGUGCUAUUGGGAACACGGAUUCUGAAAUUUAUAAAUCCUGAAGAGGAAACACAGCUGGGGACACAUCAUCUUCCUCUGGGUACCAUCCCAAUGUACCGAGGAUUGGAGAGCCUGUAACUGGGUGAGGGCUACAAGGAAGCAGUAAUAACAGAUCUGGAUAGCUCUCGUGGAUUCAAAGUUUUCCCAUGGCUUCUUUUCACAUCCGCCUGUUCCAGGAGAGGGACUACAAACAGGUCGUGGACAUUUUCUCCAGGGGCAUGGAGGAGCACAUCCCCGUUGCCUUCCAUCACCUGCUGACGCUGCCCCGAACCCUCCUGCUCUUAGUUGGGGUGCCCCUUGCCAUAGUCCUGGUGUCUGGCUCCUGGCUCCUGGUUGUCGUAUGCAUCUUCUUUCUGCUCCUAUUCUUGUGGUUCCUUGCUAGCAAACCCUGGAAGAAUUAUGUGUCCACAUGUUUGCACACAGACAUGGCUGACAUCACCAAGUCCUACCUGAGUGUUCGUGGCUCAGGUUUCUGGGUGGCUGAGUCUGUGGGGCAGGUGGUGGGUACAGUGGCUGCCCUGCCAGCCAAGAAUCCCCCGUUAGGAAGGAAGCAGCUGGAGCUCUUUCGCCUGUCUGUGUCCUCACAGCAUCGAGGACAGGGGAUAGCGAAAGCGCUGGUCAGAACUGUCCUCCAGUUUGCACGGGACCAGGGCUACACUGAUGUUGUCCUUACUACUGGCCUUUUGCAGCACGGUGCUGUGACCCUUUACUAUAGCAUGGGCUUCCAGAAGACAGGUGAAUCCUUCUUGAACAUCCUCAUGUGGCUUACAGAUGUUUCUCUAAUUCAUUUCAUAUACCCACUCCCUUCUGCUCAGGAACAUGAGCUGUGAUCUUCUUUCUCUCUCAAUCUGUCAGCCUCCAGUUCACUGUGCUGUGGGAAAAAGUAACCCUGAUAUUGUAGGGGACAAAUCAUAAAACUGCCUUUGUUGUUUUCAUCACA